Molecule: messenger RNA, 4406 nt
Organism: Hemibagrus wyckioides
Lineage: Eukaryota; Metazoa; Chordata; Actinopteri; Siluriformes; Bagridae
Gene: slc9a8
Product: solute carrier family 9 member 8
Exons: 16
Coding region: 114-2054 (646 amino acids)
Biological process (GO): regulation of pH; sodium ion transport; proton transmembrane transport
Cellular component (GO): Golgi apparatus; membrane
Molecular function (GO): sodium:proton antiporter activity
Source: RefSeq, a predicted model, not a curated record
AGAUUGCGGAAGAAGUCGUGAUGUGGCUUGCUGAACGACACGGAUUAGCCUAGCAUGUGGAGUUUAAAUGGGCUGGAUCAGGUUAUUUAUCACCCUUAUUGCAUUAUCUAACGAUGAAACUAGUGGAUAGAGGUGCAGUUUUGUGUUUUCUGGUUUUGAUAUCUCUCGUGUGGGGAUGUGAAUGCGAUGACACACACGCUGAGCUCUCAGAGCGCAGGAGAGAGCAGGAGCAGGCUGAGGAGCAGAGCCAACAUCAAACACAAACACUCACCGAUGGAGAAGAACAAAACGGACAAAAUGAAAACCCUGACCCACAAACCGACUCUCACAGAAUAAACGGCACAGAAACACUCGGAAAUGAAACGUUACACAGCGUCGCGUCCACUGCCAAGCCGACGACCUCGACCCCGCCCACGGUCAAGCCCAUUCUGCCGGUUCAGACGGGGGUCAAGGCUCAGGAGGAGGAGCAAUCGAGCGGCAUGAGCAUCUUCUUCAGCCUACUCGUCAUCGGAAUCUGCAUCAUACUGGUUCACCUGCUGAUCAGGUUCAAGCUUCACUUCCUGCCCGAGAGCGUGGCUGUGGUUUCACUAGGAAUCCUGAUGGGAGCAGUUAUAAAGAUCAUUGAGACUCAGGAGCUGGCCAACUGGAAGGAAGAGGAAAUGUUCAGACCCAACAUGUUCUUCCUCCUGCUGCUGCCUCCAAUCAUCUUUGAAUCAGGAUACUCUCUUCAUAAAGGAAACUUCUUCCAAAACAUCGGCUCCAUCACGCUGUUCGCCGUCAUCGGGACCGCCAUAUCCGCCUUCAUCGUCGGGGGAGGGAUCUACUUCCUGGGACAGGCGGACGUUAUUUACAAGAUGACCAUGACGGACAGUUUUGCAUUUGGUUCUCUGAUCUCAGCAGUGGAUCCCGUAGCCACCAUCGCCAUCUUCAAUGCUCUGAACGUGGACCCGGUCCUGAACAUGCUGGUGUUUGGAGAGAGCAUUCUAAACGACGCCGUAUCCAUCGUGCUGACAAAUACUGCAGAGGGCUUCACCGGCCCCGACGCCGCGUCUGUAACGGGAUGGCAGACAUUCCUGCAAGCUCUCGGUUACUUCCUGAAAAUGUUCUUUGGCUCGGCUGCUCUCGGCACGCUCACCGGCCUCAUCUCCGCCCUCAGUCUGAAACACUUUGACCUGAGGAAGACUCCGUCUCUAGAGUUCGGGAUGAUGAUCAUCUUCGCCUAUCUGCCCUACGGUCUGGCUGAAGGGAUCAAACUCUCGGGUAUAAUGGCCAUCCUGUUCUCAGGUAUCGUGAUGUCUCACUACACUCAUCAUAACCUGUCUCCUGUAACGCAGAUCCUCAUGCAGCAGACGCUCCGCACCGUCGCCUUCAUGUGUGAAACCUGUGUGUUUGCCUUUCUGGGUCUCUCCAUUUUCAGUUUUCCCCACAAGUUCGAGUUUUCUUUUGUUAUCUGGUGCAUUGUUCUGGUGCUGCUCGGUCGGGCUGUAAACAUCUUUCCCUUGUCCUUCUUACUCAACUUUUUCCGCGACCACAAAAUCACACCGAAGAUGAUGUUCAUCAUGUGGUUCAGUGGCCUGAGGGGGGCGAUCCCGUAUGCCCUGAGCCUCCACCUCGGCCUGGAGCCCAUCGAGAAGCGUCAGCUCAUCGGCACCACCACCAUCGUCAUUGUGCUCUUCACUAUCUUGCUGAUGGGGGGCGGGACCAUGCCUCUCAUCCGCAUCAUGGACAUCGAGGACAGCCAGUCACGGCGCAGGAACAGAAAGGACAUCAACCUGAGCAAGACGGAGAAGAUGGGUAACACAGUAGAGUCGGAGCAUCUCUCAGAGCUGACGGAGGAGGAGUACGAGGCUCAGAUCGUACAGCGUCAGGACCUGAAGGGCUUCCUGUGGCUGGACGCUAAAUACCUCAAUCCCUUCUUCACUCGCAGACUCACACAGGAGGAUCUGCUGCACGGCCGAAUCCAGAUGAAGACUCUGACCAAUAAGUGGUAUGAGGAGGUGCGGCAAGGUCCGUCCGGCUCCGAGGACGAGGAUGAUGAAGCUGAACUACUCUGAACCUCACACACACACACACACACACACACACACACACACACACACACACACACACACUCUUCUACUGAGUGUGGUACAUGGGCUGUACCACUGUACCAAGUCACUGGAACGUGCCAAAAUCCCACAGAAGUGGGCGUGUCUGGGUGGAGUUAGAUGGAGAGAAAGUUAACACUUUUUUAUAUUUAUAUUAAAAAAAAGGGAAGGAUUUAAAAGAAAUUUCAAUAAGAAAGGAAUUUCCACAUGAAGGCAGUAGCCGCUUUAUUUCUUUAUGUUCUGGGGUUUUAUAAUGAAGUUGCUUUUUUUAAAAUUGUAAAUUACAAUUGUAAAUCUGGAAUAAAGACAAAUUUCCACACAAACACACACACACACACACACACACACCUACCUGCUGAUGUAAAGCAUACCUUUAAGGAGAAUAUUCAGAGAAAUAGGAUCAAGCAUCAUCUAUUUCUUAUUUAUCUAUAAACUAAAUGAAAAAUCGUGCAUCCGCCAUCCUGCUGUUGCUAUAGAAACCACGACGUAUUAGAAGGAGAACAUUAACACAAAUCCACACUGCUGUAAAGAAAAGGAAUCAACGCCUUCUGACCAAUCAGAGCCCGGAUUUGGACUAGUGCGUGUGUGUGUGUGUGUUCUACUAUAAACAGAUUAGAUUUGAUGUUAAAUUUCUCUUUAUUCCAGAUGUUUGUUUUGUGGUGUAAAAGGACGUUCUUGAAUGUACGAGUGAUGUGUUUUUUCUUCUGCUCGUUUAUUUGAUAUUUAUUUGUUUUCUGUUUAAUCGUAAGAAAUAACUGGAGAUUUUCUGUUUGUUUCUUGUUGCUACUGAAUCGUUUUAAUGAGAAAAGCUGCAGAGAAUGUAGGAGAAAUUAUUAUUAUUAUUAUUUUUGUUUAUGAGAAACAUGUUUAUUAAAAAUAAGCUAAUAUGUUGACGUUGUUUUAAACAGAACAGUGACAUUAUUAUUCAGUGUGUUUAUGAAGGUUACUGGAAAGAAAAUUGUUCACUACAUAAGGUCGGGGGGGGGUGCCUUAAAGAGAAUUUAUUUACAAAUAAUUAACAAUGGGUGUGUCCAAAAAUGAGGCAAAGUCAAAGUGAUUUAUAUUUGUAGCAAUAAAAAAUUUACUGUCUAUCCAUAUACACUAUAUUGCCAAAGUUUUGGGACGGCCGUCUGAAUUAUUGAGUUCAGGUGUUGUUUUUCAGGGGUUGGGCUCUGCCCCUUAGUUCCAGUUUGGGGAUGAAUUAGAGUGGAGACUGUGAGCCAGACCUUCUCCAACAUCGUUGCCUGACCUCAGAAAUGCGCUUCUAGAGGAAUGGUCAAAAAUUCCCAUAAACACACUCCUAAACCUUGUGGAAAGCCUUCCCAGAGUUGAAGGCUGUUAUAGCUGUAAAGGGUGGGACAACUCCAAAUUACAUUCAUGUGCAUGUAAAGGCAGACGUCCCAAUACUUUUGGCCUGUCUCACAGUCUCCGCUCUAAUUCAUCCCAAAGGUGUUCUAUGGGGUUGAGGUCAGGACUCUGUGCAGGUCAGUCAAGUUCCUCCACACCAAACUCACUCAUCCAUGUCCUUAUGGACCUUGCUUUGGUCACUGGUGUGCAGUCAUGUUGGAACAGGAAGGGGUCAUCCCCAAACUGUUCCCACAAAGAGCAUGAAAUUGUAGCAUUAAGAGUUCCUUUCACUGGAACUAAGGGGCGGAGCCCAACACCUGAAAAACAACACCUGAAUUCAAUGAUCUGGAGGGGUGUCCCAAUACUUCUGGAAAUAUAGUGUAUUAUCAAAGAAAAAUAAAUAACAUUGAUGUAAAAGUUUGCUUUUAUUAUAACCUAAUAAUUAUAUUAUUAAUCGCUAAAAUUAUUAUUAUUAUUAUUUUAGUAUAAUUGCUAGCUGUGAGCUGAUUUUGCCUCGGAUUUGGAUUUUGUUUUUUAUUUCAGUUUUUUUUAUCCAGUUUUUUUUUUGGAAAGCUGGUAUUUCUAGAUAAACUAUAAAACAUGAGUUUUCCUUUCCCACAUGGGGACCUAAACUUCUGCACUCCACUCAGUGUGCUGUAUAAAAACUCUACAGAUGAAGGAGAACAGACUUCACACACCCGGAGUUCGUGAGGUUAAAAUAAAUAAAUAAAUGAAGCCAAGUGGUUUUCAUUGCCCGGAUUUGUACUGAGUGUUAAAGCUUCUGUUUACGUCUAAUCACAUCGUCACGUCCGAUCAUCACGUGGCCGAGGGACGAGGAGAACACGGUGAACGUGAAACUGCUGAUGAAGGAACUGCAUUCCAUUAGCGCUUUCAGUUUGGCUUUUCCUGCUCAGGAGAAACAUUUCUGUUUUCUGAAAUACUGUGACAGAAAUAAAUAAAUUCAUUACUAAA